UGAAGUGGACACACGAGGGCCCGGUGUGCGCAUGCGCCCGGUGUAAAAUGUAGUUGGAAAUGAGGUGUCCGUCUUGGAGUAGUCGACUUUUAAAAAGCAUCGGCAGCCCCUGAUAUGACGACUUCGCUGGUUCUGCAUCCACGCUGGGCGGACACCUUGAUGUACGUUUAUGAAAAAAGCCCGAAUGAAAACAGCCAGAAUAAAAGCCAAACAAUGGAGGGACUGAGCGGUAAUUGCCCUGCGACCCACUGCAGGGACCUGAUGUCGCACCCCGCGCUGGGACGACACUCUGGCACCAUAGCGACCCACCAGGGCUCCGUCUACUCGGAUAUUUCCUCUCCGGACACCGGCCGGCAGUGUCCCGCUCCGCAGUCAAGCUCCAGCGCCUCUUUGAGCUACGGUUACCCCUUUGGAAACCCGUAUUACGGCUGUAGAUUGUCUCACUCGCACAACGUGAACUUGCAGCAGAAGCCUUGCUCGUAUCACCCCGCUGAAAAAUACGCCGAGCCCAGCACAGCGCUGCCCACGGAAGAACUGUCUAGCAGGGCGAAAGAGUUUGCCUUCUACCCGAGUUUCGCCAGCUCGUAUCAGGCUGUUCCUGGAUAUCUCGACGUGUCGGUGGUGCCUAGUAUCAGUGCCCACCCCGAACCGCGGCACGACGCCCUGAUCCCCAUGGAGGGCUACCAGCACUGGGCUCUCUCCAAUGGCUGGGAUGGGCAGGUGUACUGCUCCAAAGAGCAAACGCAGUCAAGCCAUCUCUGGAAAUCACCUUUCCCAGAUGUUGUUCCACUGCAGCCCGAGGUCAGCAGUUACCGUCGUGGGCGUAAAAAGCGGGUCCCAUACACCAAGCUCCAGCUGAAGGAGCUGGAGAAGGAGUAUGCAGCCAGCAAAUUCAUCACCAAAGACAAGAGAAGGCGCAUCUCGGCCACCACCAACCUCUCAGAGCGCCAGGUCACCAUCUGGUUCCAAAACCGGCGAGUCAAGGAGAAGAAAUUUGUCAGUAAAUCCAAGAGCAAUCACAUGCACACCACUUGAUGAGGCCAGCGAUGUCCCAACCGCAACUCAUACCUUCCACAACACCAUGUCAUCUUUUUACCUCCUGCGUCGAAAAGUCGUGGCUGAAGAACAUUUUUUGGCAGAGUGGGGUUGUUUUUUGUUGGUAAUUUAUCUUCCAUCGUCUCCAUCGACCACGCCACCAAGCUCCACAGCCCCUGUUUUCAACUUAGAGAUGAUGCUCUAAAAACUGUGAAAAUAUUGAAAAUUUCACUUCACGUUUGU
Paralichthys olivaceus (Japanese flounder) is the source of this 1278-nucleotide messenger RNA. It is a transcript of the gene hoxc13a, whose product is annotated as homeobox C13a. The record is from RefSeq and is a predicted model, not a curated record. Gene Ontology annotation, molecular function: DNA-binding transcription factor activity, RNA polymerase II-specific; RNA polymerase II cis-regulatory region sequence-specific DNA binding. Gene Ontology annotation, biological process: regulation of transcription by RNA polymerase II. Lineage: Eukaryota; Metazoa; Chordata; Actinopteri; Pleuronectiformes; Paralichthyidae.